GUCGCCACUCCAUUUGAAUGGUCUGAUGCUGUACAACCAGUGAAAUUACCACGUCUUCUAGAAGACACUGUUGAAUAUACACCUGCCACUGUUAUUGGCUGGGGCAUGAAUUAUACUGGCAGCCCCAUAAUGACCAAGCUGCAAACUGCGGAGAUUGAGAUUGUUUCUGAUGCUGACUGUUUGGAAGCAUACGGUGGUGAUAUACAUACCACCAAUAUUUGUGCUGGCACAUCUGAGGGAGGAAAGAAUGCAUGUAUUGGUGAUUCUGGAGGUCCUCUUAUUGCUAAUGACCAGCAAGUGGGGAUUGUCUCUUGGUCUGUGAUUCCUUGUGCCAAAAAAGGAUAUCCUGUGGUAUACACAGAAGUUUCACAUUAUAUCGACUGGAUUCGAGAAGUUACUACAGCAAAUUCAGGUCCAUAUGAAAAAGAAGAAGAAAAAGAAGAAGAAAAAGAGUCAAAACCUGAAGAUAAACCUGAAGAUAACGAAGCAGUGAAACCAGAAGAGAAGGAAUCUGCCAAACCUGAUGAGAAGGCUUAG
This is a messenger RNA of Gryllus bimaculatus (two-spotted cricket), 537 nucleotides long. The record is from the annotation of a GenBank genome assembly. NCBI's taxonomy places the organism in Eukaryota, Metazoa, Arthropoda, Insecta, Orthoptera, Gryllidae.